GAUUUUUUUCGUGCCAUACGCAGCACAGCACCUAUGUGGAAACUUACGAAAAACCGUAGAAGUGCAUAAACCGUUUUAUCUUCUUCGCGUUUCGAUAAUUGUGGUAUUUGACUGCAAUUUUCCAGAGUACUUUGUACCGGCAUCAUGAAGUUCGUCGUUUUGGCGGUUGUCUUGUCGAUCCUGUGCUUUGGAACUCUGGAGGCAGCAAAGAGUGCAGAAGGCGGCGGUGGAUGUAUUUGCACAGCUGACUUCUCUCCAGUCUGUGGAAAAAACGGGAAAACCUACUCGAACGCAUGCAAAGCCAAAUGUGAAAAACAACCAGUUGCUCAUACGGGAUCAUGUGACGGAAAAUCGGGAGGAAAAACGGUCUAAAUUUACCCGCAGUAGCAACUCUAAGAAUGCCGGGGAUGUUUGAUUUCAUCGUUUUGUUGUACUGUACUACUACAAAUAUUAUAAUUUCUGUACUCAUAUUUUGCUUUAGCAUGCGUACAUUAAUGCCAUGAAAGUAUCUGUAAUGUCUGUGUACUUACUGUAUUUUCGACUGCAUUACGCGUGUUUCAUAUUCGACAAAUACAAUGAUACGAGUUUUACACUUUGUAAUUAAAAAAACUUCCGUAUUUUCC
Molecule: messenger RNA, 623 nt
Organism: Paramacrobiotus metropolitanus
Lineage: Eukaryota; Metazoa; Tardigrada; Eutardigrada; Parachela; Macrobiotidae
Product: bdellin B-3-like
Exons: 3
Coding region: 145-372 (75 amino acids)
Molecular function (GO): protein binding
Source: RefSeq, a predicted model, not a curated record